Messenger RNA from Lolium rigidum, 1104 nucleotides. Its product is annotated as flavonoid O-methyltransferase-like protein Os11g0303600. The transcript is spliced from 2 exons. The record is from RefSeq and is a predicted model, not a curated record. NCBI's taxonomy places the organism in Eukaryota, Viridiplantae, Streptophyta, Magnoliopsida, Poales, Poaceae. Gene Ontology annotation, biological process: methylation. Gene Ontology annotation, molecular function: O-methyltransferase activity; S-adenosylmethionine-dependent methyltransferase activity; protein dimerization activity. Bases 10 to 1104 code for a protein of 364 amino acids.
GACAGAGCAAUGGCAGGUCACGCACCGACGAUGGCAGUCCCUACCGACGCGCAGCUGAUCAAGGCGCAGGCAGAUCUGUGGCGCCACAGCCUGUGCUACUUCACGCCCAUGGCACUCCGGUGCGCCGUCCAGCUUGGCAUCCCUACCGCGAUCCACCGCCUCGGCGGCACGGCGUCGCUCUCCGACCUCGUCACGGCAUUGUCCCUGCCGGAAUCGAAGACGCCGUACCUCGGCCGCAUCAUGCGGCUGCUGGUCACAUCGGACGUCUUGUCGUCCCCCGAGGAUGGGAUCUACUGCCUCCUCCCGCUGUCGUAUCUCCUGGUGGAUGGCGUACUCAUCGACGGCGAGGCCCAUCAGGAGGCCAUCGUGCUUGCCGCGACCUCGCGCCAUUACCUGGAGGCGGCCCUGGGGCUGGCCGACUGGUUCAAAAAGGACCUGGCACUGCCGUUGCCAUCACCAUUCGAGGAAGUGCAUGGUGCGACGAUCCUCGAGGAGAGCAUGACGCUCCUCGACCCAGAGUCGGACAAGCUGUUCCAUCAAGCCGUAGCUGCCCAUGACCACAUGGGGAUCGGCACCAUAUUGCGGGAAUGCCAUGACCUAUUCAAGGGACUGGACUCCCUCACUGACUGUUGCGGUGGUGAUGGAACGACGGCCAGAGCCAUCGUCCAAGCCUUCCCACACAUCAAGUGCCAUGUGUUGGACCUUCCAAAGGUCAUCGAGAAAGCCCCGCCGAGUGAGGCAGUUAACUAUGUGGCCGGUGACCUGUUCCAUUCCAUCCCGUCCGCUCAAGCUGUGAUGCUCAAGCUUGUUCUGCACUUCUGGAGCGACGAGGAUUGCGUUAACAUCCUAUCUCACUGCAAGAAGGCAAUUCCUUCCCGAGAAGCGGGAGGCAAAUUGAUCAUCAUAGAUAUAGUGGUCGACCACCCUUCUUCAGGGGAAAUGUUGGAAACCCAACUGCUAAUGGAUGUGCUCAUGUUAGUAUGCACGAGAGGACGGCAGCGGGAUGAAAACGACUGGAGCUCAAUAUUUACGAAAGCAGGGUUUAGUGACUAUAAGAUUGUCAAGAUGCUGGGUGCUCGGGGUAUCAUCGAGGUUUACCCAUAA